AUGUCCACCACUACCCCAUACGACAUGGUGGAAAACGAGUUGACGCAGCCGUCAACGCAGCAGAUCCUCGAUCCUCGCCGUUUAGGGAGGAAUAACUCGGGCCUGAGCGAGUCCGAUAUCUCCGAUGUCAUCUGCAUACUUCAUCCGUGCUCCUUGGCUGCCAUCCGCAUAGUCCGGGAAACUGCAAGGCUCUCUCCUCAGCACGUACUUCAGAACAACGGGCUGGUGAGCUUUGAUUAUGCAGACGAGGAUCCAGAUGAGAAAGAGACCUUUAUCGUUGAUGCUGGCAAGGCCCAAAAAGCGCAAGACCUCGCACUUCGGUUCUCCUCCCAAACUCUCAAGCCCUUCUUGGGGUUCUGCUUUGGACGAAAUUCGUCGCAAUGCGAUAUCGUGAUUGGGCUUGGGUCGGCCAAGAGGGUGAGCAAUAUGCAUUUCCGGAUUUUCAUGAACAAAUCGGGGAUCAUCAUGCUGGAAGACACUUCAACAAAUGGCACAAUGGUUGAAGAGGUGGUUCUGAAAGGAAAAUCGUCGAAAGGACCCACAACUCGGAUGCUGCAGUCAAAUGUAAUGAUACAAAUCCUUUCCCCAGACCCAGACGAGCAUAUCAAAUUUGUCGUCACCAUUCCGCCACGCGACGGCCAUGGCGAAGAGUACUACAGGAACUUCGCGGCAUACAUGGAGCGUCUGUCAAUCGCCGAACGGGCGCAAUAUCCAGCGCUCCAACAUCAACUUAGACCAGCCUUCGAUGCUGCCCAGCUCGAGAUCGCAGCGCAGCGUGGACAGCAAGGACAAAAAGCGUCGCCCGCUUUGGCCGGCCCAACGACAAGACUUCGUAGUGCUGCAGCCGCUGCCUCCUCGAAGCCAUCGGUGUAUGCCAGUACACGGUACGGCAUGCAUUGGAAUGGAGAUGGAAUUUACAAUGUGACCGGCGUACUUGGAAAAGGCGCGUUCGCGACUGUUUUCCAGUUGGCUACAGCUAUGGACGGGCAAAUCUUGGCCGCGAAAGAGCUUGAGAAGAGACGUUUCAUCAAAAACGGGCAGCUUGAUCAGAAAUUGGACAAUGAGAUGAGGAUCAUGAAGACACUAGUGCAUCCCAACAUCGUGCAAUAUGUUGACUACGUCGAUGCGAAAGAUCACAUCUACAUCAUCAUGGAGUACGUGCCGUGCGGGGAUUUGCAGGACUACCUCAAGGAGAACGACGUGCUUCAUGAGGCUGCGGCGAAGCGAAUGGCUUACCAGAUUCUUAACGCUCUCGCAUAUUUACACCGUAAGAAGAUCACUCAUAGAGACAUCAAGCCCGACAACAUCCUGAUUGCCAGUCUGGACCCGUUUGAAGUCAAGCUCUCCGACUUCGGCCUGUCAAAGGUUGUACAGCACGACGAGACCUUCCUCAAGACCUUUUGCGGCACAUUGCUGUAUUGCGCCCCGGAAGUGUUCCCGCAUUAUGGUACGCAUGCCGCCACCAGGGGUUCGAAACGUCGCAAACCUGGCAGUGCUCCUCCGUCACAAUUCCACUCCUAUAGCCAGUCGGUGGAUAUAUGGUCAUUUGCGGCGGUCCUAUGGUUUGCACUUUGCAGCAAACCACCGUUCGAAGGCGUGGUCGACCACCAAGGUCGCGGCAUGUUUGACAAGAUUAUGACCACAACUCCGGACGUCAAUCCUCUCCGAGCGCAUGGCGUGUCGCCACAAGCCAUCGAUCUCCUGAUACGAAUGCUGAACACCGAUCCGUCAAGUCGGCCUACGGAGCAACAGUGUUUGCGACAUGCCUGGUUCGACGACUUACGUACGGCGGAAGAGGCGCCCGAGCUCGAUGUGAAUUACGAGCUCAAUGCCAUUCCUGAGGAGUCGGACGAGAUUCUGCAGCAAGACGCAGAUUUGCGUCGCGAAGUCACUGCUGAUGACGCACUGAUAGGUUUGCUGCCUGAAACAUCGGAGGCAGGCGUGAAAGACCCUUCACCGGACGCGUUCUCACAGCUCAGCAUCAAUGACCGUGCGUCUGAUCGUGAAUCGUUCGAGAACGAAGCGGACCUAUCCUCCGACGACUUUCGGUUCCUCGAUCUUCGAGUAUCAAAGCGUGUCAAGACGGAUCCACUCCAUCCUCGAGACCAACACCGUGGCUACGCAGCGACCGACUCAAGUCCUGAGGGGUCCUAUCAGUCCAUACCCGUCAUGCGCCAAACCGACGAGGGCUUCACUGUGCCACAGCACACUGCGCGACCGCCCCGCCUCUUUGGCGAGAUUGGCCAGUCGGCUCUAGCGAGCUCUGGCAUUCUCGGAGAACGGACGAACCGCGCGCUCGAGGUUCACGACGCUUCUACCUCAACCGAGUCUAGCGCACGCGUUGUGAGCACCAUUCCGGGCGAGGAUCACGGCUAUGAUCAGGAUCAUGGCCACGCUCAAGGGUUGCAGGCCGCUCAAAGUCUACUUGGCGCCGAAUCCAUGGUGCGCGAACUCAACAUGGCAUCACCCGGUUCAGGAAACUCGCCUGCAGCGUCGCUAGACCAGCCACCGACGCCCAAGACGCCCGAAUCUCUUCCAAAUUCCUCAAUAGCGCAUGAAGAUGUCGAAACCCAAGGAGUGGGCCGACCUGAGGAUGUCACGCCGAAGCAACCCAGCUUCAGCCGACGCAUUCAUCUGCCGAUACCCACGGAAUUCUUCUUCGAACAGUACGACCAGAAUGCACAUAAUUCCGAGUAUGCGUCAAACGGCAGCGAUCAUGAGUACGCGGCGGAGGAAGCGGCACAGUCACGUGCCUUGCCUUCUCUCCCUGCAACGAUGACCGGUUCACUCGAUGAGGCAGACGCAGAGCAAGCAGAUAUAGCGCCGGUUCUCUUCACUCCUCCAGAGAACAAUUCCCAGUUCAAACUCCCGCCGCCUAUUUUCGGCAGACUCGAGCACACGCCAGACUCAUUCGCCCCGAUUGUUCUCAAGAUUGACCGCCGCGUCACCUCCUGGGGUCGCAAUCCCAGCAACACAAUUGUCUACCGUGAUGGCAGAGAUGUCCGUGUUCCGAAGGCCGCCCUGACCAUCUACUUCUAUGCCUCAGGGAUCGAAGACAUGGAUAGAGAAGGCAAAGACUGGACGAAGAUGGACGGCCUUUACACCGGCAUCUUCACCAACGCACGCAACGGUAUCUGGAUCAACGGAGUCGCCCUCAAGCCAUCGAGCGACAAGGAGUACUUUUGGGGUCACCUCCGUACGGGUGAUGUCAUCACGGUGUCCCAAGGCGGAAGAAGCGAGGCCCCGCUGAAGUUCAAGUGCGAGUUUUUCCAUGGCGAGGCGGCGCAGGCUAGGCCGGCUGGGUCGAGGUUCAUUGUCGAGAAGACUACCUUUCCAUGCUCGCAGUGA
Molecule: messenger RNA, 3348 nt
Organism: Coniosporium apollinis CBS 100218
Lineage: Eukaryota; Fungi; Ascomycota; Dothideomycetes
Product: CAMK/RAD53 protein kinase
Exons: 1
Coding region: 1-3348 (1115 amino acids)
Biological process (GO): meiotic recombination checkpoint signaling; protein phosphorylation
Cellular component (GO): cytoplasm; nucleus
Molecular function (GO): protein serine/threonine kinase activity; protein binding; ATP binding
Source: RefSeq, a predicted model, not a curated record